Homalodisca vitripennis (glassy-winged sharpshooter) is the source of this 5767-nucleotide messenger RNA. RefSeq names its product multidrug resistance-associated protein 1-like. Gene Ontology annotation, molecular function: ATP binding; ATP hydrolysis activity; ABC-type transporter activity. Lineage: Eukaryota; Metazoa; Arthropoda; Insecta; Hemiptera; Cicadellidae. Gene Ontology annotation, biological process: transmembrane transport. Gene Ontology annotation, cellular component: membrane. The record is from RefSeq and is a predicted model, not a curated record.
UCAAGUUGUUUUGCUGAGGAGGAUUUGAAUGAACUGUCUAAAAGUAUUAAUUUUUGAUAGUAAGUUUUGUUUUAGUAGAUCUAGUAUUAUGAGUGUCACUUUUCGUCGGAGAGAUUAGUCAUUGAUCAGUGGAAAUGAAUUAGUAUACUAGUUAAUAAUUUAAUUUAUGUGAAUGAAUAAUGAUUACUUUAAAUGAAAUCUUUUAUCAGCAAGCCUAGUCUGUUUGAGCUAUGAUAUCCCAUUCACGGAAAACAUUUCUUACAUCCUUUGAAUCACUUAUCAGUACAUUGUUUUAAAACUGUACUAAUCAUUGAAUAAAUUAUACAUUAUGAAUUCAUUUCUGGACGAACUUUGUGGUACAGCGUUUUGGGACUCCAAUAUCACAUGGCAUACUGAAGAUCCUGAUUUAACUCCAUGUUUUGAGAAGACAGUCCUUUUAUGGUUCCCAGGUGUAUUCUUACUUAUAUUCCUUCCUCUAGAGUUUGGCUGGAUCAAUCGAAGCAAAGCAAAACAUAUUCCUUGGUCAUGGCUGAAUGUUUCCAAAAUCGUUGUGAUAGGCCUGCUCAUGGCAUUCAGUGUGGCCAACCUAACAUAUGUGUCCCAACAGAGGAAUGGAUACCCGGCUGAUUUUGCUGCCCCUAUAGUGCAAUUUUUUGUAUAUAGCCUGAUCAUGAUCCUCGUGCUGCUACACAAGAUACAGGGUGUCCAGGUGUCUUAUCUCCUGUUCUUUGUCAGUCUACUGUUAGUACUGUGUCAGACACCUCAGAUGUACUCUUACAUCAGGAUCUACUUACACUCUGAUUUUGAAGACAUCUUUUUAAUUUCUAUGAACAUUGCAACAUAUGGCCUGCAUUGUGCCUUACUUUUUCUCCAGUUCUUCUGUGAUAAACCACCUAAUUAUAAUAAAUACCCCAACUUAGAGAAACCAAGUCCAGAAAAUUUUGCCUCAGUGCCCUCAAGGCUCAUAUUCUCAUGGUUCACUCCUAUAGUGCAGCUUGGGGCCAAGAAACCCCUGGAAGCUUCGGACAUGUUCACCCUUGAUCAUGAAAACACUUCAAAAGCCAUAGUUUAUAAAUUUUAUAAGCAUUUGUUGGCCUCAGUUGAAAAAAUCAAUCAACCAAAAAUUUCAUAUGCCAAACGAUCUUCUGAAGUUGGAUUCUAUCGCACUGUCAAACCAAAGAUCUCUAUAUUGGCUGCCUUGUGCAAGACAUUCUGGCCAUCAUUUCUUAUGGGAUCACUCAUAAAGUUUUUCUAUGAUAUUGCAGUCUUCAUCAACCCUCAAUUACUUAAUUUGGUGAUCUCAUUUGUGUCGAGUGACGAGAGCCUGUGGAAGGGUUGCAUGUAUGCCACCCUGAUGCUUAUCACAUCAACCGUUCAGGCGUUCCUCCUCAGCCGUCACUACUUAAUAAUGAACUUUGUUGGCAACAGAAUAACAACAGCUCUAAUUUCUGCAAUUUAUAGAAAGUCACUGAAGCUGUCCAAUGCUGCCCGUAAGCAAUCAACACUAGGAGAGGUGAUAAACUUGAUGGCAGUGGAUGCAUCGGCUUUCCAGAAACUGAUGGUGAGUCUCACACUCAUCUGGUCUGCACCCUUUCAGAUCAUAGUUGCACUCUAUUUCCUGUGGCAGUUCCUCGGUCCUGCAGUGUUGUCUGGUCUUGGCUUUAUGAUUCUCAUGAUUCCUGUUAAUGUGUGGCUGGUGCGGCAAAAUAAGAGACUUCGAACUAUGCAAAUGAAGUACAAAGACGAACGCAUUAAAAUCAUGAGUGAAGUUCUGUCAGGUAUAAAGGUAUUGAAGUUAUAUGCUUGGGAGCCUAGCUUUGAACAAAAAAUCAACAACAUUAGACGGAAAGAGAUAAAUGUUCUGAGAACUGCCGCAUACUACAACACUUGCAGCAGUUUUGUGUACCUCAUGACUCCAUAUCUGGUAGCUCUUGCAUCAUUUGCAUGUUUUGUUCUGUAUGAUGAUCACAACAUACUGGAUGCUCAGACAGCCUUUGUGUCUUUGUCAUUGUUCAACAUCCUGAGGUUUCCUCUGUCCAUGCUUCCUCAGGUCUUGAAUACCUUUGUCUUGACAGCUGUUUCUAUAAAAAGAAUUAACAAAUUUUUAAAUAAUGAAGAGUUGGAUCCACAUUCAGUUACACAUGACCAUUCUGAAGGAGAUCCAAUAGUGGUGGAGGAUGGAACAUUUUCAUGGGAAUCUGGAGAUGAUAACAGUAUUGUGUUGAGAAACAUCAAUGUGCGUGUGCCUGCAAGCAGCCAGGUGGCUGUGGUGGGUUCGGUUGGCUCAGGAAAGAGCUCUCAUCCUGUCACUGUGCUGGUGAGAUGGAUAAACUCCUCAGUCAAAGUUAACACCAAGGGCAGCAUAGCAUAUGUGCCACAAAUAGCUUGGAUCCAAAAUGCCACCUUAAGGGAAAACAUCACUUGUGCACACGAGUUUGACAUGAGCACAUUCAAGAAAGUGGUCCAGGCUUGUGCACUGGAACAAGAUUUGGAAAUGUUGCCUGGAGGAGACAUGACUGAAAUUGGUGAAAAGGGUAUCAACCUGAGUGGAGGCCAGAAACAGCGUAUCAGUCUAGCAAGAGCUGUCUACAGCAAGGCCGACGUGUACUUGCUCGAUGAUCCUCUCAGCGCCGUUGACUCUCAUGUCGGUAAACACAUCUUCGAGAAUGUUAUUGGACCCAAUGGAGCUCUUCAUGGAAAGACACGGGUAUUGGUGACACAUGGAGUGACUUUCCUGCCAGAGACAGAUCUAAUUGUAGUAAUGAAGAAUGGCCAGGUGGCAGAGACAGGCAGUUAUCAGCAGCUGGUCAAGAGUAAGGGUGCCUUUGCUGAUUUUCUGCUCCAGUACUUGGAACAGACUGAUGAACCAGAUGGUAAACUGGGGGAGAUCCGAGAAGAUUUACUGAAGGACCCUUCUCUACAGGACAAGUACACCAGAGCCAUUUCUGUCCGCAGUGAGGAGUCAAAUAAAACUAACUGUUUACAAAGACAGAUCUCAACUACUGAGUCCAACGCAGCAGUGAUGGCUUCAUCAAAAAUAUCUCUCAGUAAGGACAACUGUGGCAAGCCAAUAAAAGUAGAAAAGAAAAAACUGAUGACUGUAGAAGAAGCAAAAACUGGUAAUGUAAAACUGAGCGUAUUCCUGUACUACUGCAAGGCCAUUGGUGUUCUGACGGCGACACUAACUAUCUCCAGUAUCAUCCUGUACCAAACAUUCCUGGUAUCCACGAACCUGUGGCUGUCGCGUUGGUCCAGUGACAACAGCACUGUGGUGAAUGGCACUCAGGACACCAGCAAGACACAUCUUUACCUGAGCGUGUAUGCAGCCCUUGGUGUCGGACAAGCCAUCUUCAACAUGGUGUCCAACCUGUCACUCUCUCUCGGCUGCCUGUUCGCGGCGGCCUGGCUCCAUAACACCAUGCUGCAGCGCGUCUUGCGUGCACCCAUGAGCUACUUUGACACCACUCCUCUUGGCCGUAUCAUCAACCGGUUUAGCAAGGAUAUUGACACCUGUGACACCAUGUUAUCUCUCAACCUCUCGGCUUUCCUGGGGCUGACCAUCCAGGUAAUAGCAACUGUGGUCGUGAUAACAUAUAGUACUCCUGCCUUCAUUACUGUCAUCAUUCCUAUCUUUUUAUUCAACUUCUUUUUACAGAGAUUUUUUGUGUCCACUUCUCGCCAACUGAAGAGACUUGAGUCAACCACCCGUUCACCGGUGUACUCUCAUUUCAGUGAAACCAUUCAAGGUGCUCAGUCUAUCAGAGCUUAUGGAAUGCAGGAAGUGUUCAUUUCACAGUCAGAAGAGAAAGUGGACUUAAACCAGAUGUACAAUUACCCAAAUAUGGUUGCCAUGAGGUGGAUGGCAGUGCGCUUGGACUUAGUUGGCAAUCUGAUUGUGUUCUUCUCGGCCCUGUUUGCUGUGCUCUACAGAGAAUCACUUGAUGCAGGUUUAGCUGGAAUUUCAAUUACUUAUGCUUUACAGAUAACUGCAUCACUCAAUGUGUUUGUACGCUCUUCAGCCGAUGUGGAAACUAAUAUUGUAUCAGUGGAGAGAAUAAAAGAAUAUACAGAAAUAAAACAGGAAGCACCUUGGACAGUUCAGCCAAAACCAGAUCCUCUUUGGCCAACAAAAGGAAAUAUAGAGUUUUCAGACUACAAGGUGCGCUACAGAGAAGGUCUGGAGCUUGUGCUGGGAGGUGUCUCUUGUAAUAUCUACCCUGGUGAGAAGGUAGGUAUUGUUGGCCGCACUGGGGCUGGCAAGUCUUCACUCACUCUGGCCCUAUUCGGUAUACUGGAGGCAGCUGGAGGCUCCAUCUCCAUUGAUGGGUCUAACAUCGCUUCUAUUGGCUUGCAUGAUCUCCGCAGUCGGCUUACUAUCAUUCCUCAGGAUCCAGUGCUUUUCUCUGGAACAUUGCGGAACAACUUGGACCCAUUCAACAAGGAGACAGACCAAGCGCUUUGGAAGGCACUGGAGAUGUCCAAUCUCAAACUGUUUGUCUCGAGCCUGCCUCAGGGCCUGAACCAUCUCAUCACCGAGGGUGGAGAUAACCUCAGUGUGGGUCAGAAACAACUGAUUUGUCUGAGUCGAGCCCUCCUCAGAAAGACAAAGAUAUUGAUCCUGGAUGAGGCAACGGCUGCUGUUGACCUUGAAACAGACGAAAUAAUCCAGAGAACUAUCCGGUCAGAGUUCAAGGAUUGCACAGUACUCACAAUAGCACAUCGCCUCAACACUAUCAUGGACUAUAACCGGAUUUUGGUUUUAGACAAAGGAAAGGUGAAGGAAUUUGAUGCACCAAACACUCUCAUUCAAAAUCCUCAGAGUAUUUUUCACAGUAUGGUAAAGGAUGCUGGUAUUAUAGUUUCAUCCUAACUGUGAUAUACCGAUUAAGUAUCAAUGAGAACAACACAUUUGUACUUAUGCAUAAUUUAAAACUUGAAUGUGUUCAAAAACUUAUAUUUUAUUUUAUUUUUAAACUUUAUUAAAGAUAUAAUUCACAAUCAAACGUGUAUUCAUAUUUUCCCAUGAACACUAGUUUUGCGGCUCAUUUUAAAACUAUAAAAAUACUUGACAAAUGUUAGUGUAGCAUUUCAAAGAAGACACAUUUUAAAAUGUAAUACCCUCCUCUAAGUUAUUUUCUUGUUAUCAGACACUAUGUUCUGUAUCAGCUCUAAUAUAAAAUAAAAAUAAAAACAAGAUUGUUAUUACUAUGCCCAAAAUGUUAUAAUUUUAAAUCUUAUGUGUUGCAGUUAAGACGAUUUAGAGUAAAGACAAUAUCAAAGUUGAUAGCAGCUGAGUGGAACGCUUGUAACAGAGCUCUUGUGGUCAUGACGAGAUACCGAUUUCAGUAGUAAAAGCGGCUAAAAAAAAUCUAUCUAGAAUUUUAAGUCAUCUUAUUAAUUCUGCAUUUGUUACUGGAAAUUUUCCAAACUUAUUAAAAGUUUCAAAAAUAAUACCAGUCUUUAAAAAAGGAAGCAAGCAAAACAUUUCAAACUACCGUCCCAUAUCUCUGUUAUCUAAUAUAUCCAAGAUUUUUGAAAAAGCCAUCUAUAAUAGAUUAGUAGAAUACUUAGAAAUGAAUCAAAUGUUGAAUAUUGCCCAGCACGGAUUUCGUGCAAACAAAUCAGUAAUUACAGCGGCCACCUCAUUCUUGGAGUCAGUAAUUGAAUCAAUCGAUAAGGGGGAGAAGACAGUAGGAAUUUUUAUGGACCUGUCUAAAGCGUUUGAUAGCGUUAAGCAUGAUGUACUUCUUGAUAAGUUACAAAAAAA